Sardina pilchardus (European sardine) is the source of this 2441-nucleotide messenger RNA. RefSeq names its product Ras-related protein rab7-like. Lineage: Eukaryota; Metazoa; Chordata; Actinopteri; Clupeiformes; Clupeidae. Gene Ontology annotation, biological process: phagosome-lysosome fusion; endosome to lysosome transport. Gene Ontology annotation, cellular component: late endosome; lysosome; phagocytic vesicle. Bases 193 to 810 code for a protein of 205 amino acids. The record is from RefSeq and is a predicted model, not a curated record. The transcript is spliced from 6 exons. Gene Ontology annotation, molecular function: GTP binding; GTPase activity.
UAUUGAGACAAGCACAACAAAAGCGGAUGUUCCUGGCUGGCAAUUUUAUUUCAGCAUCGUUUUAAACAGCAUUUUCUUCAUAUCGACGCUGUAACUUUGACAGACAGUCAAGUGACAGAGUUUGUCGACUGUAGUCUUACAACGGAGUUGUCAUUGGAGAAGUGCAAUCUUUGAAGAAAAGUUGGGUCCGUCAUGGCCUCGCGAAAGAAGGUGCUCUUGAAAGUGAUAAUCCUCGGAGACUCUGGGGUUGGGAAAACUUCACUGAUGAACCAGUAUGUCAAUAAGAAGUUUAGCAACCAGUACAAAGCAACUAUUGGUGCAGAUUUCCUGACUAAGGAAGUGAUGGUGGAUGACAGGCUUGUCACUAUGCAGAUCUGGGACACAGCUGGACAAGAACGAUUUCAGUCACUGGGUGUGGCAUUUUAUCGUGGGGCUGAUUGCUGUGUACUGGUCUAUGAUGUUACUGCACCCAACACAUUCAAAACCCUUGACAGCUGGCGGGACGAGUUCCUUAUCCAAGCCAGCCCGCGAGAUCCAGAGAACUUCCCCUUUGUGGUACUUGGCAACAAGAUUGACCUAGAGAAUCGGCAGGUGACAACAAAAAGAGCUCAGGCAUGGUGUCAGAGCAAGAACAGUAUCCCAUACUUUGAGACCAGUGCCAAAGAGGCUAUCAAUGUCGACCAAGCUUUCCAGACUAUCGCCCGAAACGCCCUCAAACAGGAAUCACAGGUAGAGACGUACGAUUUCCCCGAUCAGAUCAAACUGCGAGAUGACAGACCAGCCUCCUCCAGUGAGGGCUGCAGCUGCUGAGAAGGGACUGACGAGUGGACCAUUAUGAUAGCAAGAACACCAGGUGCGGGGGGGAGAGAGAGGCCAGUGCAUGGGUGGGUUCCCCCUCACCAGUACUCCCAUAUGCAAAGCAUUCAAAAUUUAAAACAAAACAAAAAAAAAGAUUGCAUAUUUUCUUAACUCCCCUACCUAUGUAAAGAUCUCAUAGGACAGAAACCAGUUGCACAGCAUCACUUUUAUUAUAACUACUUUAGAAAAAAACAUGUUUCUAUUAAAUAUACCAUCAUAUGUGAUAAUCAUUAUAUUAGUGUCAGUAUUGUUUUGUUAUGUUUUAUUUUUACCAUUCUCAUGAUUUAUAAAAUCACCGCUUAUGGUGCAGACGGGCAGUGUUCAGCAGCCAUUGGCUUGUCUGCUUGCCUCUGUAUGUCUUUGGUGUGCCUUCCAUCUUCUGUGGUAUUAUUAGGCAGGUGUUGUUACUCUGCCUUAUUGUGUUAUUAUUCCUUGUUUGCCAAAUAUUGUUUUCUGUCACCCAUUCAAACCCAAACCCUCUUCCAUCAACACUGCCCAGCCUGAAAAAGCAGUUCCCCAACAACACUGAUCAAUUGCAGAGAAGCAUAUUGCUUGCAUACAAAAGGCAUGUGCACAGUUGCAAUGUUAUGUACAUGUAACCAUCAUUUAGGUGGGGAAAUGCCUGUGCAAAAGUAACUCUAAAUAAAUCCUCCACGUACAGUAGCUCUUCUUCUUUGAGCUGGUUGACUACCUAACUGUACAUGGCAGAGAUGGUGGGUGGUGGGUUGUUGGAUUAUUUUGGGAGCCUUUUACCUGAACAGUGGCCUAAUUAGGACUUGUUUACUAGACCGGGAUAUCCUAUGUGGCAUCAGGUGAGGUGAUGUAUAUAAAGUCAGAUGCUGGUAUGCCCUGUCUGCCCAGUCCAAAAGCCAAUCAAUCAGACUUGAGACUGUGGAACCAUAUAUCCUGGGAUUUGUUAAGAAAUAAACUCACUUACACACAGUUACAAUAUAUGACAGGCCCCCUUAAAUGAAUGUAUCUAUCUGUCAAACGCCUCUGAAUCCCUCAAAGCCAUGUUAUCGUACGGAAGAACAUUGAAAUGUUGAAUAUACUUUAAGGGUAUAUUCUGUCCAUUUAUUUUUAACAAAACACUUCUUUUGUAUUUUUACAUGGUAAAUGUAAUUAUACAAUGUUCUCAGGAGCACUCACCUAAAGACCAAAUGCUUCAAAAGUUGAUCUUAAAAUUGCCUCAGUAUGUUACCACCUGUCCCGUUACAUUCUCACCAGGGUGUCAACAUGUUAUUUGAUAUGUCCACUUUGGCUGGAUUUUAAAUGUCUGUGUGAAGUAAGACAUCAGACAAAAACUAUUUGAUUGAAAUCCUUGGGACCCCAGCCUGUAACAUUUCUGUUUUGAUUUUGCCCUUUCUUAUAUCCUGUCAACCAGUCCAAUAUAUACAGAUAACGAUACAAUUAAGAUACCCUUGACUCGCAUUGAUGUCUAUUACAGAUAAAUGAACAAAUUUAUGUGUAUGUAUACGUGUUCUUUGGGGUCUUCACCUACAUGCAAAUAUGAUCCAUCAUGUUUAAUCAACUGUCAUUUCUCAAUCAAGUCACAAAAAUAAAUGUUUCCUUAAGGACAUUGA